AUGCUGGGGCGGAGGGCGCAGUGGCUGUGCUGGUGGUGGGGGCUGCUGUGCAGUUGCUGCGGGCCCCCGCCGCUGCGGCCGCCCCUGCCCGCCGCCGCCGCUGCUGCCGGCGGGGGGGCGCUGCUGGGGGACGGCGGGAGCCCGGGCCACGCGGAGCAGCCGCCGCCGCCGCCGCCGCCGCAGUCCUCCUCCUCCGGCUUCCUCUACCGGCGGCUCAAGACGCACGAGAAGCGCGAGAUGCAGAAGGAGAUCCUCUCGGUGCUGGGGCUCCCGCAUCGGCCCCGGCCCCUGCACGGCCUCCAGCAGCCGCAGCCCGCUGCGCUCCCGCAGCAGCAGCCUCGCGGGGAGCCCCCUCCCGGGCGGCUAAAAUCUGCGCCCCUCUUCAUGCUGGAUCUGUACAACGCCCUGGCCGCCGACGACGACGAGGACUGGGCGUCGGAUGAGGAGAGGCGGCAACACGGGCCCCGCGGAGCGGUCGGCUCGUCCCAGCCCCGGCAGCCGCCACCCGGCGGUGGCGCGUCCCCACUGACCAGCGCGCAGGACAGUGCCUUCCUCAACGACGCGGACAUGGUCAUGAGCUUUGUGAACCUGGUGGAGUACGAGAAGGAGUUCUCCCCUGGCCAGCGACACCACAAAGAGUUCAAGUUCAACUUAUCCCAGAUUCCUGAGGGUGAGGCGGUGACGGCUGCAGAAUUCCGAAUCUACAAGGACUGUGUUGUGGGGAGUUUUAAAAACCAAACUUUUCUUAUCAGCAUUUAUCAAGUCUUGCAGGAGCAUCAGCACAGAGACUCUGACCUAUUUUUGUUGGACACCCGCGUGGUGUGGGCCUCAGAAGAAGGCUGGUUGGAAUUUGACAUCACAGCCACUAGCAAUCUGUGGGUCGUGACCCCACAGCACAACAUGGGGCUUCAGCUGAGCGUGGUGACUCGGGAUGGACUCACCGUCAACCCUCGAGCGGCAGGCCUGGUGGGCAGAGACGGCCCUUAUGACAAGCAGCCUUUCAUGGUGGCCUUCUUCAAGGUCAGCGAGGUCCACGUGCGCACCACCAGGUCGGCCCCUGGGCGGCGCCGACAGCAGAACCGCAAUCGCUCCACCCAGUCCCAGGACGUGUCGCGGGGCUCCAGUGCUUCCGCAGAUUACAACAGCAGUGAGUUGAAAACGGCCUGCAGGAAGCAUGAGCUUUAUGUGAGCUUCCAAGACCUGGGCUGGCAGGACUGGAUCAUCGCACCCAAGGGCUACGCUGCCAACUACUGUGAUGGAGAAUGCUCCUUCCCACUCAACGCGCACAUGAACGCAACGAACCACGCAAUUGUGCAGACGCUGGUUCACCUUAUGAAUCCUGAGUAUGUCCCCAAACCCUGCUGCGCGCCAACAAAACUAAACGCCAUCUCAGUUCUUUACUUUGAUGACAACUCGAAUGUCAUCUUGAAAAAAUACAGGAAUAUGGUUGUCAGAGCUUGUGGGUGCCACUAACUCGAAACCAGUUGCUGGGGACACGGCCUUGGGUUCCCAGAUGACAUCUGCCUUAACAAACAUUCAGAAGCACGGCGAAGGGGGAGGCAAGCCUUUGAAGCCGCCCCGGGCUGGCUGGUGCCUUACCGCCCAAGGAAGAACUUGAAGGGCCUCGUUAAGAAUUUGCUCACACAGUAGAUAACGUGGGCAGUUGCUGGUCUGCAGGAAGCGGGGUUUGGAUGUCUGUAGUAUGAAGUCUGGGAACUACAGAAACGUAAC
Molecule: messenger RNA, 1731 nt
Organism: Neomonachus schauinslandi (Hawaiian monk seal)
Lineage: Eukaryota; Metazoa; Chordata; Mammalia; Carnivora; Phocidae
Gene: BMP6
Product: bone morphogenetic protein 6
Exons: 8
Coding region: 1-1473 (490 amino acids)
Biological process (GO): SMAD protein signal transduction
Cellular component (GO): extracellular region
Molecular function (GO): cytokine activity; growth factor activity
Source: RefSeq, a predicted model, not a curated record